Molecule: messenger RNA, 507 nt
Organism: Monosiga brevicollis MX1
Lineage: Eukaryota; Choanoflagellata; Craspedida; Salpingoecidae
Exons: 3
Coding region: 1-507 (168 amino acids)
Source: RefSeq, a predicted model, not a curated record
AUGACAACUGGGCUGCAUACCUUCACGCGGAGUCUUGAGGACGAGAAGCGAGCCCACAUUCAUCCAUUCAACAAACAGAUGGAUGGCGAGAUCAGCUCGAGGGAUAAGAAGGAGGAGAAGGAGAAGGCGAAGGCGAAGAAGAAGGCGAAGGAGAAGGAGAAGGAGAAGGAGAAGGAGAAGGAGAACGUGGAAAAGGUGAAGUUCCUGCACAAGCGAUCAAGGGUGAUGAGGCAUGGGACGGCACGGCAAUAUGCAGAGCCCGAUCGGGAUCCUGCACGGGGGGGUAUCUCCAUGACCUUGUACCUUGCGUGCGAUGCGACGAUUCGUUGGGCGAUGUAUGACGCCCACAACUUCACCGAAAGAGCCAGCACCCAACGGUUGCACCACCUCGAAUUCUUCAGUGCGCGUCACUGUUACAGGCUCAUCGUCGGACUGGGCAAGCGAGCCACGGUCGAUCGGUUAGCACAGCAUUUCUUUGAGGUGCCAAGAAACAACGACGGCUGCUGA